CCGCGACUUCGUUGUUUCUUCAUCUUUCAUCUACAAUCUAUUAAAGAUGGGCCUCCGAAUCCUCCAUCUGGUUCGACCUUUCAUGUCCAUGUUGCCGGAGAUCGCGACACCUGAUCGCAAGGUGCCGUUCAAUCAAAAGCUUCUUUGGACCGCUGUCACCCUCUUCAUUUACCUCGUCAUGUCUCAAGUUCCUCUCUACGGUAUUAUGUCCUCUGAUUCUUCGGAUCCUCUCUACUGGAUGCGUGUCAUCCUUGCCUCUAACCGUGGUACCCUUAUGGAAUUGGGUAUUACUCCUAUCGUUACCUCUGGUAUGAUCAUGCAACUUCUCUCUGGAGCCAACAUCAUUGAAGUCGACUAUAGUUUGAAGGAGGAUCGUGCUUUGUUCAGCGGUGCCCAAAAGUUGUUCGCUAUGAUUAUCGCUUUCGGUCACGCUACCGUUUCUGUCUUGACUGGCUUGUAUGGUAGCCCCAAGGAAAUUGGUGCAGGUGUCUGCUUGCUUUUGAUCAUUCAAUUGGUCGUUGCCUCUUUGAUCACCAUGCUUCUUGAUGAGCUUUUGCAAAAGGGUUACGGUCUCGGAUCUGGUAUCAACUUGUUCAUUGCUACCAACAUCUGCGAAACCAUCUUCUGGAAGGCUUUGUCUCCCACCACUGUCAACACUGGCCGUGGAGAUGAAUUCGAGGGUGCCUUGAUUGCCCUCUUCCACUUGCUUGCCACUCGCAAGGAUAAGACCCGUGCUUUGAAGGAGGCUUUCUAUCGUGGUAACUUGCCCAAUGUCAUGAGCUUGCUCUCCACUGCCAUUGUUUUUGCCAUCGUCAUCUAUCUCCAAGGUUUCCGUGUUGAACUCCCUGUCAAGUCUAACCGCAUGCGUGGCCAACGUGGAACUUACCCCAUCAAGCUCUUCUACACUUCCAACAUGCCUAUUAUGUUGCAAUCUACCAUGACUUCCAACAUCUUCAUGAUCUCCCAGAUGCUUUACAACCGUUUCCCCGAGAACUUGCUCGUCAAGAUUCUCGGUGUCUGGAAGCCAUAUGAGGGUUCUUCUCAGCUUUUUGCCACCAACGGUAUCGCCUACUAUCUGUCUGCUCCCCACAGUCUCACUGAUGCUCUUUUGGAUCCUUUCCACACUGUUAUCUACAUUGCCAUCAUGUUGACUGGUUGCGCGCUCCUGUCCAAGACUUGGAUCGAAGUUUCCGGCUCAUCUCCUCGUGAUGUCGCUAAGCAGCUCAAGGACCAGCAAAUGACCAUUGCUGGUUACCGUGAUACCUCCAUGUACAAGGAAUUGAAGCGUGUCAUCCCCGUUGCUGCCUCCUUCGGUGGUGCUUGCUUGGGUGCCGUUUCAGUCCUUGCUGAUAUGCUUGGUGCUAUUGGUUCCGGCACUGGUAUCUUGCUUUGCGUCACCAUCAUCUUCCAGGUAAGAGAGAUAUUUCUUCAUAGCUGUAGUAUUUAAUGCGACUUUGUAAGCUAACCAAUAUUGCUUUUCUCCUACUUAGUACUUUGAAAUGUUUGUCAAGGAGCAAGCUGAAGCUGGUGGCCUUGAGGGCAUGAUGAUGGGACAGUAAAAAAAAAAAAUGGCCAUAGCCUUCACCUUUACAAAAAAUUUGCCACAAAAAAACAUUUACCAUUGACCGGCAAUGUUUCAGUUUUUUCUCUUUCUUUUUUUCCCUCUCUUCCUCACUUCGAUAGCUGCCCUAUGUAUUUAGCAAUAGACCGAGAAUCUGUAACUGUAAAACCCAGGUGCAAAGGGCAGUGUUGAAUUGUGAAAACGUGUCAAAUAAAUAUAAUCAUUACAUGUGUUUAAAAAUUGA
Umbelopsis ramanniana AG is the source of this 1805-nucleotide messenger RNA. RefSeq lists its product as uncharacterized. The record is from RefSeq and is a predicted model, not a curated record. Gene Ontology annotation, cellular component: membrane; Sec61 translocon complex. The transcript is spliced from 5 exons. Gene Ontology annotation, molecular function: ribosome binding; signal sequence receptor activity; transmembrane protein transporter activity. The coding region runs from base 47 to 1447 and encodes 466 amino acids. Gene Ontology annotation, biological process: post-translational protein targeting to membrane, translocation; SRP-dependent cotranslational protein targeting to membrane, translocation. Lineage: Eukaryota; Fungi; Mucoromycota; Umbelopsidomycetes; Umbelopsidales; Umbelopsidaceae.